Kwoniella botswanensis is the source of this 657-nucleotide messenger RNA. RefSeq lists its product as uncharacterized. The transcript is spliced from 4 exons. NCBI's taxonomy places the organism in Eukaryota, Fungi, Basidiomycota, Tremellomycetes, Tremellales, Cryptococcaceae. The coding region runs from base 1 to 657 and encodes 218 amino acids. The record is from RefSeq and is a predicted model, not a curated record.
AUGUCAGGUAUUACUCAAGGUGUCAAAGAAUUCCUUAAAGGAUCCCACAAAGCUGAUUCGACUGAGGUCUGUUCCGAAGUCGCCCCAGAAGUAGUCCAAGAACACGUUCGACCCACCGAACACACUGAGACUGCCGAGGCUAUCGACAGGGAGAGACAUGUCCACCACCACCAACACCGAAUCCAACCCAUUGAACACAAACAAACUCUCGAAACUCAACAUGUUAACACCACCGGCCCAGAGGUCGUAAGAGAACACAAGGAAGAGAUGUUACCAGAGCACCAAGCCAAGUUGCACGAACAACGAACUCUCCACAACAACGAGACUCGAACUGCUGAGACUGCCCGAACAUCCGCCCAUGUUGGUCAACAUGUUAACGAGCACGAACACCACCACAUCCACGAGACUGUCCAACCUGUCAUUCAAAGAGAGACCGUCCAACCUACCGUUGUCCACCACACCGCCGGUAUCCACGAGAAGAUCCACGAUGCUCCUAUCGUCCACGAGGCUACUACCCUUCCUACCAUCACCCACGAACAGUUCCUCAAGCAAAAGACCGAUGCUGGACCCAUGUCCCACGCCGAUUCAGGUCACCAACAUCAAUUCUACGAGGGUGCUCCAAGAGUCGGUGGUCACAAGCAGGAAGCUGCCGUAUAA